UAAAAUUAUAUUGUUUCUGUAGAAUCUUAUCCAAAGGAUAAUAUUAAAAUGAAAGACUACAUUGUAUCAAAGAAAAUGGAACAGUUGGAGAAUAAAAAUAAGAGCUUGUUCUCAAUGAAAAAGGAAAAAGUUGCUACUGGGACUAUGAAAAUGUCAGUGAUUUCAAAAUACCUACAAGCUUUUGGCUGGUCAUGGAUGUGGCUAACCAUAGUAGCUUACUUAGGUCAAAAUGCUGUAGCCAUAGGACAAAACAUGUGGCUUAGCACAUGGACAACAGAAGCAAAACAUAUUAAAGAUAUUGCGGAAUGGAAACUUUUAAGAAACCACAACCUCAGGAUCUAUGGGCUACUAGGAUUCAUACAGGGUCUUUUGGUUUGUUUUGGUGCUUAUGUCCUUACUAGAGGAUCUCUUUGUGCCUCUCGGGCACUACAUCGCCAGAUGCUACAAAAUGUGCUGCAUCUUCCACUUCAGUAUUUUGAAACAAAUCCUGUAGGUCAAAUCAUCAACAGGUUUACUAAGGACAUGUUUAUAGUUGAUAUACGUUUCCAUUAUUAUCUGCGGACCUGGCUGAACUGUACCCUGGAUGUUGUUGGAACAAUUCUUGUGAUUGUAUUUGCAUCACCCCUUUUCAUACUAGUAGUGGCUCCACUGGGAUACAUGUAUUUCACUAUCCAAAGAUACUAUAUUGCUAGCUCUCGACAAAUCCGACGUCUGGCCGGAGCUUCACGGACACCUAUAAUUUCGCACUUCAGUGAAACACUUCUAGGUGUGUCUACCAUUAGAGCCUAUGGAUGUCAGGAAAGAUUUAUUGACCAAAAUAAAGAUGUGGUCAAUGAAAACUUGGUCUGCUUCUACAACAAUGUGAUUUCAAACAGGUGGUUGGCUAUCAGACUUGAAUUUCUGGGUAACUUGAUGGUAUUUUUUGCUGCGUUGUUUACAAUGUUUGCUGGCAGUAAGAUGGAUUCUGCUACAAUGGGACUAUCAAUCUCCUAUGCACUGAAUAUAACUCAAAGUUUGAAUUUCUGGGUUCGAAAAGCAUGUGAAAUUGAAACCAAUGGAGUUUCUAUUGAGAGAGUUUGUGAGUAUGCUACAAUAGACAAAGAGGCCCCCUGGAUACUCUCCAAGAGACCACCUGUAGGAUGGCCCAAUGAAGGAGUGAUACAGUUUGUCAGUUACCAAGCUCAGUAUAGAUCAGAUUUAGACUUAGCUCUGCAGGACAUAUCUUUUCAAAGCCAAAGAGAAGAGAAGAUUGGAAUUAUUGGAAGAACAGGAGCUGGAAAAUCAACACUCACCAAUUGUUUGUUUAGAAUACUGGAAAAAGCUGGAGGCAAGAUAAUAAUAGAUGGCAUUGACAUAGCAACAAUAGGUUUGCACGACCUGCGGGGAAACCUCAACAUUAUUCCUCAGGACCCAGUCUUGUUCUCAGGGACACUUCAGUUCAACUUGGAUCCUCUUGGGAAACAUUCUGAUCUUGAACUGUGGGAAGCACUAGAGUUAUGUGACUUGAAAGAUUUUGUACAAUCACUCCCAAGGAAGCUUCUGCAUGAAAUAUCUGAGGGUGGUGAGAACCUAAGGUGUGGCUUCAACCUUAUUAUGGGACAGGGCAAAGAAAACAGGAGAAUAGUGACCUCAGGUUACUGUGCUGAUCAUAUGUGUUACCCUGGUGCUUUUAAAAGAGUAUGACCAUUUCAGAAGCACUGUCAGAGAAGCUACUUUGCGGUUCCUGGUAAGGGCUUCCAACUUAUAUACUUAAAACCCAGUUCCGAGUAUGUACAGGUUGGUUAUAAUUGUACUGUAUAGUAUCAGAUGUUAAAAUGUAGACUUAGUGAAAGAGGUGACUGAUCUUGACAUCAGUCACCUCAUGGGAAAGUCUUGAGCUACCUUCCAGACCAGUGUUUCUCAAACUGUGUUCCUCCAGGUGUUUUGGACUUCAGUUCCCAGAAAUCCCAGCUAGCUUACCAGCUGUAUGCAGUCGCACCUGGGGCUAUAGAGAAAGAGGCAUGGACGUGACUUCUUUCCCCAGGGGAUUGCUUCUUGCCCUCCUUUAGGGAAACUGGAACUCCCAAGGACCAGAACACAACAAGUAACUCGAAAUGGUGUUUAUUGUUGACAAUUAGUUCUCUUUCUUAGGCACAAACUUGAUGUUUCAACAGGGAAAAACACUUUAUAAACUCUAAAGUCCAGGGUCCUAGGAGUUAUAAGCUGAGAAGCUUUUCCUGUUCCCUCUCUCUCAAUGGUUGUGAAUGCCGGAGCAAACCACAACCCCAGUUCAGUGGCCUAAGUUGAAGGACAAGACCUUCCUAUGGUGCCAAAGAACCGGAAUGAAGGCGCCUGAGGUCUUCACAAUUUCGUUCAGGAGGUUUGAACAUAAAGAAUAAGACUCAGGGGUCAAAACCUAAGAGUUGGUAGUAAAAAAUGCCUUGACCAGGGGCUUUGGGCCAAGCUUUGCACACGUCCAUCCAAUGAGUCUUUUUCUGAGGUAAAAAAGGUGAGAGAGAUACCUUUCCUUUCUCCCUUGGAAGGGGCGGAGCCUAAACAAAUGAACUGGGGAAACAAGCCAAUUGGU
This is a messenger RNA of Anolis sagrei ordinatus, 2566 nucleotides long. The record is from RefSeq and is a predicted model, not a curated record. Lineage: Eukaryota; Metazoa; Chordata; Lepidosauria; Squamata; Anolidae.